Molecule: messenger RNA, 1149 nt
Organism: Lactuca virosa
Lineage: Eukaryota; Viridiplantae; Streptophyta; Magnoliopsida; Asterales; Asteraceae
Source: the annotation of a GenBank genome assembly
GUCAUUAAAAGCGAAAAAUCGUGUCACUCCAUUUAACCAUCUCCUCUCUCCUCCCCCGUUUUUCUCUCUCUUCCUCAACUCUCCUCCUCCGUCUCUCUCUCUAAAGUUGGCGCCACCUCCCAUGAACGCUCUUCAUUCUUCACUUGUUAGAUCAGCGAUGCCAAAGCUCCUUACACAAUCGAAAUUUAUGGACAUCUACUCACACUGAUCUAUACGUAUACAUCGGGAAACAAACAAGAGAACAUGUGGCGAUCAUCGUUUCCGUUGCUGAAACAGGGCGUAGCGUCGGCGACGGCGAGUGGUAGGUGUAAUCCGGCAUCGUUUGGACCAACAAUAACCGCUUUCGUUGAAUCGAAUAAUGGAAGAAUGUGUGGCUGUUUGUUCUCGACUUCGGUCGGCGGAGGCGGAGGCGACGGAGUGGGGAGUGGAGGUAAUGGUGGUGAUCGUGCAUCAGUUGAGGAGGCGAAUAAGCUGAUGAAAUUGGUGGAUGUGGAGGCUUUGAAAUCGAAGUUAGGGGCAGGAGGUAAUGAGGUGGUUCGUUAUUCGGAGCUUUUACAGGCGUGCGAGAGUAUAGGCCUAUCGAAAUCUGCCGAGGAAGCGAAGGAGCUCGCGAAAGUUUAUGAUGACGCUGGUGUUAUUUUCAUCUUCAGAGAUAAAGCAUAUCUUCAUCCUCAUAAGGUGAUGGAUAUGGUUCGAAAGGCAGUUCCUCUUGCCCUGUUGCCUGAAAACGAUCCGAGUAAGGAAGAACUAAAAACGCUACAAGCAAAACAAGAAGCAAUCGAUGUGUUGGCACACAAGCAAGUCCGGCGAAUCCUCUGGGCUGGGCUAGGGGUCUCACUUGCACAUAUUUCGCUGUUUUUCCGUCUGACUUUUUGGGAAUUCUCAUGGGAUGUUAUGGAACCAAUCACAUUCUUCUGUGGAUCUUCUGGUUUAAUUAUAGGUUACGCUUACUUUCUUGUCACUUCAAGAGACCCUACGUAUCAAGAUUUCAUGAAGAGGCUGUUUUUGUCACGUCAAAGAAAGCUUAUCAAGAAGCAUAAUUUUGAUGUUCAAAGAUUCAUGGAGCUUCAGAAUAAAUGCAAAUCGACAUCUUUUAGCACAGCGUCGGGUUGCAGUGGUGGCGCCGGAAAAUCGGGUUCUCUUAUUUAG